This is a messenger RNA of Danaus chrysippus (African queen), 4308 nucleotides long. Lineage: Eukaryota; Metazoa; Arthropoda; Insecta; Lepidoptera; Nymphalidae. The record is from the annotation of a GenBank genome assembly.
AUGGAAGAAGAUCUCAAUCGUAAAAAGAAGAAGGCGACAAACAGUGGCGACAAACGAGCUUUAGCAAAAGCUUGUUCUGAUUUAGCAAACUUUUAUUUUUCUCAAGCUCGAUAUAAUGAUGCUCUUGACGAGUUUAAAAAUGAAGCCGGGAUAUGGAAAGAGCUUGGUCGAACUCUGGAAUGGGGUACAUGUAACCGGAUGAUGGGCGAAGUAUUUACACUCAUGGGAGAGUUUGACAAAGCUCUUAAGUAUGAAGAGCGGCAUUUAGUUGUAGCAAGAGAUUUGAAUAAUUUAGUAGAAGAACAAAGGGCUAUGGCUACAUUAGGCAGAAUAUAUCUUUUAAAGGGGCAAAGUUCUACAGACAAUGGUGAAACAAAAGACUUAUUGAUUGAAGCAGAGAAGGCCUUUAUGAAAAGUCUAGUGCUGUGUCAAAAACUAAAUGGAAAAAUAUCUGAGGCAGAACUUAUGGAUAUGAGGGCUCGUCUUCUUCUCAAUAUAGGUGUUGUCCAAGAACACUUGGGAUAUCUCGACAAAGCUAUUGAUUUUAUACAGAAAGCCACAUCUAUUUCUGCUAAAAAUGACUUGUAUGAAGUUUUACAUAAAUGUUAUACCACAGAAUCAUUGCUUUAUUCAAAUAAAAAGAAAGACUUUCAUAAAGCUUUGAACUGUUUGAAUAAAGCUUUAACUGUGGCGGGUAGACUCGAUAAUGAGAUUUUAAAGAAGUGUGAAACGCUGUCAGCUAAAGCUGAUAUUUUGUGUCAGAUGUCCGACUAUCAGAGUGCUAAACAGGUUUUGAUGAAGGCCUGGAAAUUGAAAACUCCUGAUGAAGAGGAGAGAAACAAUAUUGAGAGUAUUCUUAAAGUUGUUGUAAAAAUGUGUGAAACAGAAGAUAGAUUGGUAUCAACCGAUUGUAAUGACUAUGCUACAUUGAAAAAUUUGUAUGAAACCAUGGGAGAUGGUGCAUGCUUUGUACGUAAUUACUCAUCAGCGGUUAAUUACUAUCUGAAGUGUUUAGACAAUGCUGUAAAGGCAGGGGAAGAUGGAAAAAGCCUUGUGCCUAUAUAUGUCAGUAUAUAUCAAACAUAUAAGGACAUGGGAAUGUAUCAAGAGGCUUUGGAAUAUUAUUAUAAAGAAUAUGAAAUAAUCAAAGAUGUUCCAAAAGAGGCAUACACAACUUUGUAUAAUACAGCAGAAGUAUUGUUCAGUGCUAAGAAACCUUAUGAUGAUAUUGAAAAAACCUGUUUUGAGGCAAGAGAAGCUGCAAAACAAUUAUACAAUAAGAAAUACGAGAUCCGAAUUUUAAAGAACCUUUUGAAGUAUCAAGAGUAUUAUUUUGAACUUGAUAAAAUGGAAGAAACUAAAGCAGAUUUAUUUGCAUUGGGUGAUGAUUGUGAUGAACUGUCAGAUGAUGAACAGAGCACCGGUGAUGAACCUCAAAUAGGUGAUGAUGUAUGCCUAGCGGAUCUUACAGAUUUAUCAGACAAUGAUGAAGAGAGCGCUGAAAUAAAUAAGCCUCGCAGGCGUGGCAAAGGUUUCGCUGUAAAGAAAAAUGCCAAGGGUGAAACUCAAUUACAUGUUGCGUGUAUAUCUGGUAAUAAGGCAUUAGCUGAGCGUCUAUUGGCUCAAGGUCAUCCCGUGAAUGCUCGUGAUCACGCGGGCUGGCUGCCACUUCACGAGGCCGCUAUACACGGACAUUAUGACAUAGCUAAGAUGCUUAUAAACAAUGGCGCCGCUGUCAACGACAGGGGCGGUAGUCAGUGUGACGGUAUAACUCCUAUUUACGAUGCAGCUUGCAACGGCCAUCUUGAUGUUGUCCAGUUAUUGCUUGAGAACGGUGCAAUACCGUCCCUUAAAACAGAUUUUGGUGAGACACCAUUGCACGCGCUGCAGAAAUGGCGAACUACAACCAUCCUAACAAAGGACGAAGAAAUUUUGUACUCUAAUAUAUGCAAUAAAAUACAUAAUUUGUUGGGCAAAACAAUUUCGGACCAACCCAGGACGCCUGUUAAAUCUAUCCAAAUAGAAUCUCCACCGAGCACAUCGAAAAUGUCUAAUAGCAACAAACAAUUAGAUUCUCCUGCACUCAAAAGGCGUAAUAUUAUCGAUGAUUUAACUGACGACGAUGACUGUUCGAAUACAAGAAACCAAACAGCUUUUCCAUCCGACUCUAACUCAUCCGAUGACGACGCAGAUAAAGGUAAAGAUAAAGAAAGGAAAAAGACUAAACGUUCCGGGGUAAAGGAAUAUAAAAAUGCUAUAUCCGCGUUAAGAAAUAGAAGCUUCGAACUGCCUGAAGUAGACUUAAGACCGUCCAAACCAAAACCUGCGCUGUUACAACCGAGCGAGGUCGAUGACGACUGGUUGGAAGAUGACUUGGGUGUUAAUAGGACUAAGAAACGAAAACUCAGUGAUCCAAUGACGACCUUGCCUAAAAGAUCAUAUAACGAUAUAAAAAAUAGCAUCGAUCUCUUAAAUGACAUCGAAACACUGCAAAAGGACAGUCCCAAAAAGAAAACACGUGUUAGUGACAUUGAAAUCAGUGAUAAUAGUUCUGAUUCAGAUCUAUACCAAGCGAACGUGAGUGAUAAGAACGAACCGUUGAGAAAUAUAUCAAGGGAGCUCAACGAAACAAGAUCAAAAGACAGCAGGGAUGGUAUGAGAAGAAGGUGGAAAAGACAAAGCACUUUAUUGAGAGCUGGCUUCCAAAGAAAGAAAUCCACCGAACUAUCCAGCAAUAGCAGCAGUGAUAAUGAAACAAGUAAACGCGAAUCCACAAUAUUCUCUAGAAAAACGCACAAUGAGAACGUAAAUUACACAAAUUGUAAGGAAAAUCCGAAAAUAGUACAAAAUAUGAACCCAAAUGUAAUCCUGCCAAUGAAUGUAAUACAACCGAUAAGUAUCAUGCAAUCGAAGAAUGGAAAAGCGAUGCAAACACAGAUUCUACCACCAGCCGCUGUGAAAGUUAAAAUCGAAGAUAAGACUUUAUUAAUAUCGUUGAAAUUGGAUAAAAUUAAUAAUCUGACAAUCAGCUGGCUGGUCGAGGAAGUUAAAUCUAGAUAUUACAAACUCACAGGAGUCCGUCCUAUAUUCAAUCUGAUGACUUCAGAUGGUGCUAUAUUAUCUGAAGAUGACCCUCUAAGCCUUGUUCUAUCAACGCCCGAAUUACAAACAUGUAUGACAACAUUCAAAGCAUCGCCGGCGGAAGAACGAUACUUGGAGUGUUGUGACGCACUGGAUAUAAGUCCAUCAGAAGAAAUUCAACAAGUUGUAGGAAGAAGCCACACAACGAGAAGAUUAGCUUUAGGACCUUCUACCCUUCCAUCAACACAAAUACGACCACUCUUCAGAGCACUAACACAUCAGACACAUAUAACAGCUAUUUUGAUACCAGAUAAUAAUAUACAAGAUGAGGAAAUGAAGUACUUAACUGAUUGUAUAUGUACAUUGAAGCAUUUGACGGUGUUAGAUCUAAGUAAAAAUAAAAUAACUGGCGAAGGUGUAAAAUUCUUAGCUAAUGCCUUCGAAAAAGCCAGGAACAACUGCCAAUCGUUAGAAAACAUAGAUUUAACUGAUAAUCCUAUAUCCGACGAAGGUUUUAAAGCGAUAGUAAAUCUGAGUAGACAUGUAAAAUUAAGAAUUUUGAAAUUGAACGACUGUGGUAUAACAUAUAAUAUUGCUAAUGAAAUCACAAAAUCAGAUAUGAAUUUCGAUACAUUAGAAACAUUGCAUAUAAGUAAUAAUUUUAUCAAGCAGAGAUUGGUCAAUUGUUUAAUGUCGGCUCUUAAUUUUAAUGUUUUGUCUGAUCUGGAGUUGGAUAAUAUUGGUUGUGAAGGUGGCGUGGUUGGAUGUAUAGCACAUUUUAUGGGUAAUGCCAAGGAUUUGAAGAUAAGAAGAUUCAGCCUAUCAGACUGUAAAUUAACUGAUGAACAGUUCAAACUAAUUUUCAAAUGUCUAGGCCGUGCAAGAAAUUUGCAAACACUAACAUUGAAGAACAAUCAAAUAACAUUUGUUACAUUGAAGAAAUUAUUACAACGGCAACCAGCGGUGCCACAAAUUAAUCUUGAAGGUUGCCAGGAUAUAUUUAAAUAUUCUCCGGACUUGGAUCUAAAGGUUUGGUUGCCAGCUAUCGACUUUGGAAGAUGCAUUCCCAUUAUGAACCUUACCCCUGUGUGUAAAACUGAUGAAGAAAAGGAAAGUUUAAAAUUGUUUUCCAAAAUAUGGCUGAGUUGUUUUAAGGGCAGAGGAAUGAUUGAACAUGGCAGUGGUGGCCUAAUAAAAUUCACAGCUACAUGUAAUAAUAUUGAUUAA